This is a messenger RNA of Macadamia integrifolia, 750 nucleotides long. RefSeq lists its product as uncharacterized. NCBI's taxonomy places the organism in Eukaryota, Viridiplantae, Streptophyta, Magnoliopsida, Proteales, Proteaceae. The record is from RefSeq and is a predicted model, not a curated record. Bases 1 to 750 code for a protein of 249 amino acids. The transcript is spliced from 2 exons.
AUGGAUCAAAGAAUGAUCGCAUCUAGGGAACACAUUGAACAAAUGGAAAGGGAUGACACUGAUGCAGAAAUCAUGAUGUGUAUGAUGUUGUUGAUGAAAACACGUGAUUCAUUAUACACUGGAGAGCCCAUACGAGAUAGUAAAUUGACAGGACGAGAGCGAGUGAGUGAGGUUCUAAACGGACAUGUAGACAGAUGCUAUGAACAGUAUAAAAUGGAGCGCCAUGUCUUCCUCAACCUUGAAGCAUUAAUGCGACAACGUGGUUGGUUGGAAGAUAGUCGAUAUUUAAGAGUGGAUGAGCAGUUGGCAAUGUUUAUAUCUAUCGUUGGUCACAAUGAUAGGUAUAGAGACAUAGCAGAACACUUUCAGCGUUCUCUUAACACUAUAGGUGAACACUUUAAGAAACUAUUAUGUGCUUUCAUACUACAGGGACAAGAGAAUAUCAAACCUCCAAACUUUAGUCGUUGCCCUAAACAUAUUCUUGAAAAACCAAAGCUCUAUCCUUUCUUCAAGGACUGCAUUGGCGCGAUUGAUGGCACUCAUGUUAGUGCUUUUGUACCUCUACACAAACAAAUACCGUACAGAGGAAGGAAAGGAGAUACGACUUGGAAUGUUAUGUGUGCAUGUGACCUUGACAUGAAAUUCACUUUUGUGUACGCUGGUUGGAAGGGUUCUGCAAAUGAUUGUCGAGUAUUCAAUGAGACAUUGAAUAACCCUAAAUUUGAAUUUCCUCAUCCUAGUACAUUCUAA